This is a messenger RNA of Nerophis ophidion (straightnose pipefish), 1581 nucleotides long. RefSeq names its product ECSIT signaling integrator (gene ecsit). The coding region runs from base 113 to 1477 and encodes 454 amino acids. The record is from RefSeq and is a predicted model, not a curated record. The transcript has 8 exons. Gene Ontology annotation, cellular component: mitochondrion. Lineage: Eukaryota; Metazoa; Chordata; Actinopteri; Syngnathiformes; Syngnathidae.
GAACUAUUGUUAAUGGUAAGGGGAAGUGUUUGAGGGCAGAACCCGGAAAUCAGUCGACUUUUCAACAUGGUGACACCCUUGAAGAAUAAUCUCUGAAGGAGACACGUAAUUCAUGUUCCGAGGUUUUUCUAAUGACAUCACCAUCAUGAAGGGUGCAAACUGUCUGGUCCAGCUGCAGAGGCUUAAUAGGCUGCUGGCCCAGUCCGCCUCUUCUGCAGCCCAAUAUGGCGCUCUGCCCCAGUUUGGUCAUCCCCAUGUGCUGCACAACACACAAUACCAGAUGCUGAGGCGUUUCCACUGCAGCCCUCUGUGCUCUAAAGGUCGCCGAGGACUGGCAGAAUUCGUCAGUAAGGGCGAUGGCGAGAAUCCAUCCGUGGUCCAUUCGGACAUCUUUGAGCAGCUGGCCCCGGAUAUCAGAAGCAAGGCCUCCUUCACAAAGGUGGUGGACUUCUUCAAUAAGGCUGAUGUGAGACGGCGGGGUCACGUGGAGUUUAUCUACGCUGCUCUUAAGAGGAUGCCCGAGUUUGGCGUGGAGAAAGACUUGGCCGUCUACAACAAGCUCCUGGAUGUUUUUCCCAAGGAGGUGUUCGUGCCCAGUAACUUCAUCCAGCGCAUGUUUAACCACUACCCCCGACAACAGGAGUGUGGGGUGCAGAUACUAGAACAGAUGGAGAACUAUGGAGUCACACCGAAUAUGGAAACUAAGGUGCUGCUGGUGCAGAUAUUUGGAGAGAAGGGUCAUCCUGUAAGGAAAUACCAGCGCAUAAUGUACUGGUUCCCUAGAUUCAAACACGCCAACCCCUUCCCCGUCCCACAUCAGCUGCCCAGAGAUGCAGUGGAUCUGGCUCGCUUCAGCCUCAAGCGCAUUGCCAAUGACCUGGAUGCUGCUGUCACUGUUUAUCAGAUGCCCAUUGUCACAGAGAGUGAGAAUCAGACCAGUCUUCCACUUAUAAUAGGCAUCCAGAGUCCCAACCAGAUGGAGCUCCUAGCCAAACAUAACCCCAGCAAGCCAGUGUUUGUGGAGGGACCCUUCCGGCUGUGGCUGAGGAAAACAUGUGUCCACUAUUACAUUCUCCGAGCUGACCCCACGCCGCCCGAGGUGGAGGAACCCUAUGAUCCAGAGCGGUCCUUUUACUACCCUCUGCAGCUCGACCUCAGCUAUGACCGUGACCUCGGAGACAUCGAGACGUUUGACGUAGAAGACCUGGAUGAAGGGCCAGUGUUUGCCAUGUGUAUGACCAGUCAGGGAGACCAGGCCACCCUCAACCAGUGGAUCUCCAGCCUCCAGGAGACCAACCCUAUCCUGGGUCACAUCCCGACCCUGUUUCGCCUUGAAUCCGGCCCCACGGAGCUCCAGGCCGCAACCCUGGAGGACACGGACCAACAUCACGGCAAUGAUCCAGAAAAUCAAAGGGACAAGUCCACCCCAGAAGAGGAGGAAGAGGAGCUGAAAAGUAGUAGUGGAAUGACGAGGUGAGGAAGACAUCGCAUCAUGAAGUAGGAGGAACUGGCUCUGAAUGACUCUCAAUAAGUUAUAUGGACAAAAUGCAGAAACAACAAAUAAAUCCACAACGAGUACGA